UCCCUCAUGCCUGUGCUGUGCCCGUAGGCAUCCCUGAGGCUGAGCAGCUGGAGCUAUUCAGCACCCUGGCUGCCAUCCUGCACCUGGGCAACAUCGUGGUGAGAGGGAGGGACCGCCGGUCUGUCCCUUUGCAGCCUGCUGACCAGGCCCUGGGGCUGUUCUGCGCCCUGCUGGGUGUUGAGGCAUCGCAGGUGGCGCGCUGGCUCUGCCACCGCAAGUUGGUCACUGCUGGGGAGACCUACCUGAAGCCCCUCUCCAGGCAGCAGGCGCUUGACUCCCGGGAUGCCCUGGCCAAGUAUAUGUACGGGCAGGUCUUCAGGUGGAUGGUGAGCAGGGUCAACCGUGCUCUGAGGUCAGCGGAGGGCCACCGUACCUCCAUUGGCAUCCUGGACAUUUACGGGUUUGAGAUGUUUGAGCUCAACAGCUUUGAGCAGUUCUGCAUCAACUAUGCCAAUGAGAAGCUGCAGCAGCUCUUCAACCUGCACGUCUUCAAGCUGGAGCAGGAGGAGUAUGUGACCGAGGAGAUCCCUUGGGUCUUUGUUGACUUCUGUGACAACCAGCCAUGCAUUGAGCUCAUCGAGGGCCGGCUUGGCAUCCUGGACCUACUGAAUGAGGAGUGCAAGAUGCCCCAAGGCAAUGAUGGGAGCUGGGCCCAGAAGCUUUACCAGACCCACCUCAGCAGCUCUCACUUCCAGAAGCCCAAGAGGCCUGCUAAUGCCAGUGCUUGCCUUGUCUCCUGCCAGGUGGAAUACCAGUGCGAUGGCUUUGUGGAGAAGAACAGGGAUGCUGUCCCUGAGGAGCUGGUGGGGCUGCUGAGAGCCAGCAAGUCUGCCCUGCUCGCUGAGCUCUUCCUGGAGGAAGGGGAUGGCCGCAGGUCCAGCGGGCCCAGGGUGGCUGGUCGCCUCAGCCGCAGAUCGCUGCCCAGUGGCCAAAAGAGCAAGAAGUCCAUCUCGAGCCAGUUCAAAGCCUCCCUGAAGCGGCUGAUGGAGGUGCUGAGCAGCACCACACCGCACUACAUCCGCUGCAUCAAACCCAACGAUGACAAGCAGCCCUUUGUGUUUGACUCCAGGCGAGCAGUGGAGCAGCUACGAGCAUGCGGGGUCCUGGAGACCAUCCGAAUCAGUGCUUCAGGCUACCCCUCCAGGUGGACAUACCAGGAGUUCUUAGAGAGGUACAGGGCUCUGGUGAGCAGAGAGGAGCUGAUGGUCACCGAUGAGAAGCAGAUCUGCAGCCUGGCCCUUGAGAGACUGCUCCAAGACUCCAGCAACUACAAGUGUGGGAAGAGCAAGGUGUUUUUCCGGGCUGGCCAAGUGGCUCACCUGGAGGAGCUGCG
Leptosomus discolor (cuckoo roller) is the source of this 1333-nucleotide messenger RNA. NCBI's taxonomy places the organism in Eukaryota, Metazoa, Chordata, Aves, Leptosomiformes, Leptosomidae. The record is from RefSeq and is a predicted model, not a curated record.